AAAGGUGUGGGUUGAUGGGACCUUUUCGUCAGGGGUACGGGGCGAUAGCAUCGGAGGGGCGAGGAGAACAAUCUUCUUCGAAGCAGAGAGAGUGCUUGGCGACGGCAUAGAGCUUGCGGCGGGAGCCUUCUCCUCCGAAGCAUGCAAGACGAGCGCGGCGGCGAUGUCAGCCUUCUGUUCGACAGGCAAGGACGUGACAGAAAGAGUCAACGAGGGCGAGGUGGCCAAUGGUGACAAAGACAGAGGCUCGGGAUCUGAAUUCUGCAUUGUUUGACUGUCUUGGACCGCCUUGACUUCGACCGGCGAGAAAAUGACCGGGGCCGUCGACAGGGGCGAGAUGACAAUUGCUGAGAACGACAGAGGGGCGAAAUCUGCAGUCUGUGUUGACUUGCUGACUUGGAUCACCUUACGGGACGUCUGGGCGAUUGGUGCAACAUCAACAUUGGCGUUCGACGUCUGGCUAGAGACUCUCGCUUGGCUUGCAUCCUUUCCGACAUCGAAGAACUCAGGAACCGGUCGGACCGUACGCUGCGAGCGGUACGCCGUUACCAGGUUAAAACUUGCCAUGAAUUGUCGUGCGACAAAGUUUCCCCGGGCCUUGACGUCCGCUUCGAUGCAUGAAGUCAACACUUGCAUACUUGAGGCCAACGACUCGCGGCUCGAAGCCAAUGCCUGGUUGCUCGAAGCCAGUGCGCGACGUGCAUCAACGCAUUCACGAAGACUGACGUGCUGGUUGGUGGCCGGCGGAGAGACGUGGAUAACCUUUUCGUUGCCAAAAAGUCGCUUGUGGAUCACUUCUGGGAGGUCCUUGUCGUCGAUGAGCCGGGUCCGGGGACGCGGGGUGCGCAACUUGUCAAUAUAUCUCCUCAGGCGCUCAAUCUCCUCUUGCUUUUUCCCGGCCAUCUCAUAAUAUAUGUUCCACAUUCGCUCAAUCCAGUCUUGAUGCUCGGCCUUCAGAAGCUCGAGUUCAUCUUCCGCAGAGACUUCGGGUUCGGGUUCGCUCACC
Molecule: messenger RNA, 1006 nt
Organism: Colletotrichum phormii
Lineage: Eukaryota; Fungi; Ascomycota; Sordariomycetes; Glomerellales; Glomerellaceae
Exons: 1
Coding region: 311-910 (199 amino acids)
Source: RefSeq, a predicted model, not a curated record